Rhinichthys klamathensis goyatoka is the source of this 3934-nucleotide messenger RNA. RefSeq names its product polyhomeotic homolog 1 (gene phc1). The transcript has 15 exons. Bases 234 to 2897 code for a protein of 887 amino acids. Gene Ontology annotation, molecular function: zinc ion binding; protein binding. Gene Ontology annotation, cellular component: PRC1 complex; nucleus. Lineage: Eukaryota; Metazoa; Chordata; Actinopteri; Cypriniformes; Leuciscidae. The record is from RefSeq and is a predicted model, not a curated record.
AUCGGUUUUUUUUUUUUUUUUAGCCUCAUCACAAUCACCGUUGUUUGAAGAAUUCCAACAAUACUUAAAAAAGCAAAAAAAUAUAGAAAUAAACACAUAGCGGAACUAUAUUACUUCGAUUACAGGCACUGUGGACUCAACGUUUCCAGCUGGUUGUUUCCAUUACGAGAGGGGGAAGCAAAAACACUGCCGAUCGCAGAGAGUUUGAUUGACUGGUCGUCCAUCCAGUGAGCAUGGAGGCAGGAGAAGACCAGACCAACUCCAGCUCAGCCAAUAGCAGUGCAGCAUCAGGGGGAAACUCCCGCCCCCCUCAGAUAGCUCAAAUGUCUCUUUAUGAAAGGCAAGCUGUGCAGGCUCUGCAGGCAUUACAGAGGCAGCCCAAUGCAGCUCAGUACUUCCAGCAGCUGAUGCUCCAGCAGCAGAUCAACAGCGCUCAACUCCACAACCUGGCUGCUGUGCAACAGGCAACUCUUGCAGCCAGUCGUCAGUCCAGCUCUCCCAGUAACAGCGUCUCUCAAGCUACAAGCACAGCACAAUGCACAGUGAACUUAAGUACCACUUCUGGCGGAGGGACCAUGUCAAACCCCCGUCCGAUAGGACCUGCCACCUUGGCAACAUCAACAGCCCUUAGCCAGUCAGUUUUGUUAGGUGGAAACUCUGGUGGACAGGGUCAGAUGUACCUGAGAGUAAACCGCUCUCUCAAGACACCUCUCGCCCCUCAGCUCAUUUUCAUGCCUGGUGGUACAGCGACAGCUGCUGUGGCAACGGUUGCCCAACAGCAAACCCAGCAGCAGCAACAGGAAACGACUCCUACAUCCUCAAGUAACCAGUCAGACAAUGAUCAGGUACAGAACUUGGCAAUGCGUUGCGUGUCCACUCCAAGGGUGGCUACUGUGAAGACCGAGUUUGCAGACAGGAAGGAGACGAGUGGUUCAUACCCACUUAACCAGCAACCUCAGACUCAGCAGCAGUUUGGUCAGUCAGCUCAGCAGAUUCAAGCGCAGACUCAACCGCUCGCCAACACCAAACUGCAAAACUACUCCAACACCACCAAUCCCAAUAUGUCUGGUCUCACUGUGAAGGGCUCCAAUCAAUCCGCUGUCACCCCACAGCAAGCAGGAGGUUCCUCCAACCCUCCGUCCUCUUCGCCUUCCUCCUCGCUCCCUCUCUCCCAGCUCCUCCUUUCUCAAUCUGGCUUGUGCCAAGCUCGAGGAGUACCAGCUGCUGCGGCCACCGUAACCCACAUCCUGGUGCCCACAUCCAAUGUUCCCACAUCUUCUCAAGGCUAUCCGAUGGGCACGGUGGCAACCAAAUCCAACAUGACUGCCCAGACGUUAGUGGUGCAGCCACUCCAGCAGACGGGGGUGAAUCUGAGCUCGGAAAAACUGGGUCAUGGAACAGGGCAUGUGCCCAUUCAACCCAAAACGGCUCAGGGGCAUCGGCCGCCAGUGCAGAUGACACCUCGUCACCCACCGCCCAUUCUCCCAGCACCACCCAACAAUGGCCAGGCCACUGGGGGCCAUCACCCUCCCCACGUCCCAGUUCAGCUGGUUGGCGCAAGGCAGAGCACACUAGGAAACUCCCAGGCAUUAGCAGUGGCCCAGGCUCGGACCUGUUGCGCCCAGCAGGACGCCACAGCUGUCGUGCCCGUCAAUAACUCCGGUACCAAUGUUGUUACUAUGAUGACUCCCGGGGAAACAGGCGGAGCUGGCAUGUGCCUUAAAACAGCCCAAAGUGCCCUCCCAAUGUCUCAGAUGCAGACCAAUCAGUGCGCAGCGUUGAAUCAUGGCAAUUCUGCAUCUGUCACACACUCGAUGGAUGGACAGAAUAACUCUGGAGACUCCGUGUUCGUUCAGUCUGGACCAGUUCAGACAAAGCCUGUGAUUGGUCCAUUAAAAAGGAAAUCAGAAUCCGAUUUACCCAAUGAGAUGUCAACCGAGACCAUCAAUGCAAGUCUGUUAAUGCAAGACUCCGCCCCUCCUCUUUCACCAGCUCCCUCACUAGAUACAGCCCCAGAGAUGGCAUUCUCUUCUCCUCCUACUCUCUCUCUUUCUCUCCCUCUUCCUCGUGUUGGAGGACAGGGCGAUCGAGCACCUGUGCCACAGGCUGUGGUCAAACCUCAGGUUCUCACUCACCUCAUUGAGGGCUUUGUUAUCCAGGAGGGAGCCGAACCUUUCCCUGUGACUGGGCCAGUGAAAGAACUUCCUGUGGCUGUUCCACCCAUCCUACACCGAGAGAACAUCCGUUCUGAUAAGUUAAAGUGUGAAUACUGUCAAAGAUUUGCACCAGCCAACCAGUUCAGACGAUCCAAGCGCUUCUGUUCCAAAACCUGUGCCAAGAGGUACAAUGUCAGCUGCAGUAACCACUACCGUGUUAGUAGGGGUCUUGAGGGUGCUGAACGGCCACCAGGGAGCCCCGUGGUGCAGGAUGUUAUUGCUAGGCGCAGGGGUCCUCGCAGGAGCAGCUCUGAGAUUGCCUGUGCUAAAAUAUCAGGCAGGCAUCUUCCAGUAAAGUGUCGUUCAGAAUCUAGUCGUUCUGAGGACAUCUCCAGCUGUGAGGAAGAAGAAGACUUCUUCUCACUCUCUCCCAGCUCGUCCUUCUCAUGCCCAAGACCAACCCACUGUGGCCCUCAGUUGGAUGACACGGCACCAAGUGGCCUCCCAGUGGACGAGAACCACUUCUUAUCUGGGAACCCUGCUCGCUGGAGUGUGGAGGAAGUGUGUCAGUUCAUUUCUUCUCUUCAAGGUUGUGAGGACUUGGCAUCCCAGUUCCUGUCACAGGAGAUUGAUGGGCAGGCGCUGUUGCUUCUCAAAGAAGAGCAUCUCAUGUCCACUAUGAACAUCAAACUCGGUCCUGCGCUCAAAAUCUGCGCGUCUAUCAACAGCCUGAGGGAUUGAACGAGGGUCGGUGAGAGAGAUGAGUUGCAGGAUUAGAGCUUUAUACUUCCGUCGCCAGCCUGAGAAACGGAAACUGAUGGGGAUGAAAAGACUUUAGAUUUGACCUAAAGUUUACUCAAAACAACAGGGAAGAACGGGAGAGAAUGUCAUCUGAACGGUAAAAUAAUAAGUGAUGCCUUAUUAAAGGGAUCGUUCAACCAAAAAUGAAAAUGUUGUCUUCAUUUACUCUCCGUCAUGUUUUUCCAAACCUGUAUGUUUUUUUUGUCUUUUAAACAUAAACCAAGAUAUUUUAAAGAAUGUCAGUAACCAGACAGUUACCAAGAGUUACCAGGUAGCCAUUGACUUUGUUCCUACUAUGGAAGUCAAUGGCUACCAUCAACUCCUUGAUUACCAAAAUUCUUUAAAGUAUUUUGUUCAACAGAGGAAAGGAACUCAUACAGGUUUGGAACAACUUGAGGGUGAGUGAAUGAUGACCGAAUUUUCCUUUUGGGGUGAACUAUCCCUUUAAAAGCAAACAAUUUACCUUUAGUAUUUUUGUUUAAAUGUGAAAGCCUGCGUUAUUAAUGGUUUUGUCUUCAACGAUGGCUAGAUUGUACCUGACUAAUUCUCACUUUAAUUUGUCCAGUUUUCAAACACUUCGAGAAAGAAUAUUGGAAGUUAUCUUAAAGGAAAAAUAGCACAAAUAUGAUCAUGUAUAAUCUUUAAAUGACUAGAUCGUUUUGUUUGGAGAUGGUAAACAAAAACGUCUCAGUCCUGUAUUUUGAAUGUGCUACAUAUAUAAUAUUAGGGACUUGUUUGAAUGGGCAUGUGAGUCCUGCGUCUGUUUUUUUUUUUUUUUUUUGCUGUUACUGUAAAUGUGUUGUCUUUAAGUAUGUUUGUGUUCUUUUGUGAUUGGUGGUUGUUUUAUACAUUUGUAAUCAAAGUAUGACUGAUGAUGACAUUAGAGACAGUAAUCAAUGUUAUUCCUGUAGUGUUUUUGACUAUCAGAGUCAAAGACGUGAAUAAGUUGCCUUUCAAAAAAUAACAGUAUGUUGCCU